CUCCAGCCGCAGCCGGGUACCGUCUCUUCUACCUGGGGCUAUGGUCCGCGCGCAGGCGCCGGCGACUCGGCCAUCGCCGCGGCCGCCGCUGCUACUGCUGUCGUUGUCGCUGUCGCUGCUACUGCUGUCCCCGACUGUACUCGGAGACUGCGGUCUGCCUCCAAACAUUCCUAAUGCCACGGCAAUCUUGCAUGGACACACCAAGUUUGCCGAGCAAACCGAAGUGACAUAUUCAUGUAAUGAUGGCUUUAAACAAAUUCCAGACAAGCCAAACACAGUGGUCUGCCUUGAAAAUGGCAAAUGGUCUGACUACCAAAUAUUCUGUGAUAAAACGUGUAAUGCUCCAGCAAGGGUGAAUUUUGCGUCCCUCAAAAAAGAGUAUCUCAACCUGAAUUUUUUCCCAAUUGGUAUCAUUGUGGAAUAUGAGUGUCGGCCAGGAUUUCGAAAACAACCUUCCAUCUCAGGAAAAUCAACUUGCCUUGAGGAGUUAGUGUGGUCUCCAGUUGCUCAAUUUUGUAAAAAAAAAGCAUGCCCUAAUCCUACAGAACUGACAAAUGGUCACAUCAACAUAUCAACUGACAUAUUAUUCGGCUCAGAAAUAAGCUUCUCAUGCAACCCAGGGUUCAGGCUAGUCGGCGCAUCCUCUACUUUCUGUUCUCUGAUCGAAAAUACUGUUGACUGGGACGAUGCAUUUCCAGUGUGCAUAGCAAUCUUUUGUCCAGACCCACCAAAAAUCAACCAUGGAGAAAUGCACGGGGAGAGCGACUCUUAUGUCUAUAGACAGGUGGUCACCUACUCAUGUGCCAAAGGCUUCACCAUGGUUGGAAAUUCUUCCAUUUACUGUACUGUGAACAAGUCUGAUCAAGGAGAGUGGAGUAGCCCAGCACCCAAGUGCAUAGAAAAAUUCAAGAACCCAACUGGGAAGCCAACAGUUAAUGUUCCAAGUGCAAGAAUCCCCACAACGUCUCAUAAACAUGUUCAUAUUCCUCGUACAGAAGCUCCAUCGACAUCUCAGAAACCUGUCACAGUUAGAGUUCCAGGUACAAAAGUCCCACCAAGGUCUCAGAAACCCACCACAGUUCAUGUUCCAGCAACACAGCAUGUCCCUGUUACCAAGACAACGGUGCGUCAUCCAACAAGAACAUCUACAGGCAAAGGAGAGUCUAACUCAGGUGGUGACCAUUUUAUAUAUGGACAUACAUGUUUAAUAACCUUGACAGUUUUGCAGGCGAUGCUAUUGCUCACUGGCUAGUUGACGUAGCCACCGAAGAGUUGAGAAGAAAGUAUAGACAACCACUGAGAAUACUUCUAGUUUGCUAGACUGUCCAGGAAGAAUGGAUACAAUAAAUUUAAUAGUGUUGUUUGUUCUGGUAUGCUGUCAUCGUCUUCAAGGUGUGUUAGAAAUGUUAACAAAACAAGAAGAAAGGAGUUUGUCUGGAAUGGUAUUCGCGAUGCAUAGAAGUCUCUUGAAAAUAUUUCAAAACUAGACAAAUUCACAACAUUGUAUGGUCUCUUUUCUAAAAAGUGUGGGAAAGUGUAGAAAAUUUUCAGACUAAGAUGGUAGUAUGGGAAGAGGUGAGUCAUGAUUUCUUAGCCUAGAUCUAUCUUGUUAGUUUAGCUUACAACGAAAAUAGGAAGCUAAACAUACUGAUUAGAUUGCCAAAGUAAAACAAAGUUCCCAAACAAAAUUUCUGUUCUUGUAAGCAGAAUCGCCACAGAGGUAGAACAUUCUAAUUUAACCCUUGACCUGAAGGUGUUUUCAUUUCUACUCUCCAUGAAAACAAGUUGGCAACAUAUUAUAAAGGAAGAGCAUGCUAACAAGCCAGCAGUGGGACGGGAAGUAGCUCCCUUGCAGUGCUUGUCCCAUGAGCCAAGUCCCUGGGCUCCUUCCCCAGCACACAGUUAUAAUCCCAGUGCUUGGGAGGUGAAGGCAAGAAAAUCAGUAGUUCAAGGUCAUUCUGGGUUACGUAGUGAGUUUCAGGCCAACCUGGGAUACCCAAGACUCUGUAGUAACAAACAAACAUCAUAGAUGGAUGGAUAGAAAUCGAUCGAUAGAUAGAUAGAUAGAUGAUAGAUAGAUAGAUAGAUAGAAAGGAAUGAAGAAUGUUGAGCCUUUUGAGUUAAUUGAUGGCAAAUGAAGAGGAUGUGGUUGGAGACCACCUUUAUUAAUUUACCUUUAAACACACAGA
Molecule: messenger RNA, 2189 nt
Organism: Mastomys coucha (southern multimammate mouse)
Lineage: Eukaryota; Metazoa; Chordata; Mammalia; Rodentia; Muridae
Gene: Cd55
Product: CD55 molecule (Cromer blood group)
Exons: 10
Coding region: 41-1252 (403 amino acids)
Source: RefSeq, a predicted model, not a curated record